AAGCUGGCACCAGAGGAGCGGAGUGUGAGGGUUGGGUUGGAGUAGGAGAUCAAUUCCCCUCAGCCUUCUCCCCUUUCGCUCCUGUCUGACCCUCCGUGAAGUUGGAAAUCACUCACGGGGAAAGGGGUUUCCCUUCAGGUUGGGCGCAGUAUUAAUGGGGAAGGGGGAACCUGGUGCUACGAGGCCCUGGGGAGGACCUGGCAGGGGUGGCGAUCAGGGCCGAGGGUGGAGGGACUGAGGGUGGCCGUGCUUGGCCCGGGGGGUGCUGCCUUGUGCAGAUACGGUGGAGGCAGAGGUGGGCAUGGAGGUGAAGGUCACCAACCAGGAGUUUUCCGAGGACCUACGGAACCACACCUCGGAGCGCUACAAGGUGUUCGAGGCCAACUUCGAGAAUCGGAUGAAAGAGAUUUACAAAAAUGUCCCCGAGUACCAAGGGGUGAAGAUCAGGAGCCUCAGGAAGGGCAGCAUCGUGGUGGAUUACUUUGUCAUCCUGAUGAUGCCCUUCAGCCCCAGCCUGGAGGACACCUUCCAGGAACUGAAGGACCAGCUGACGGCCGACCUGGUAAACGCCAGCCAGUCUGAGAACGGCAACUGCUCCAUCAAUCAGGAUAUUCUGUGUUUUAGUAAUGACUCCGUUAAGGAGACCAACAGUACGGAUCUGAAUCCCAUGGUUCUGUGCCACAGCCUGGCCCCCGCGGGCUACCGGGACUUCUACUUCCCCUUGGUGGAGGAGAAGCAACUCCGUUGUGUGUCCAACUGUACUCUGGGCGUGGAGGGAGCCAUCGACUGCCACCAGGGCCAGUGCCGGCUGGAGAAGAGCGGGCCUGUCUGCCGCUGCUUCGUGACGGAAACGCACUGGUACCUGGGGCCGCGCUGCGAGGGCAGCAUCGACCGGCGGGCUCUGGUCGGGAGCCUGGCGGGGGUCGGCGCCCUGCUCCUCGUCCUCGUCGUCCUCCUCUCCGUCCCAGUGAUCCGAGCCCACAGAGACCAAGUGACAGAGAGCUGGAUGCCCAAUAGGGACAUGGAGUGGCAAAGUGAUGCCACCUGGGUCAGCAGUUGCGUCGGAACCUUCUCCAACCAGAACUUUGAGGAUGGGACAGAUGGAGAUCUGGCCCAUGGCAGCUUCCAGCCAGCUCUGGAUAAGGUGGACACCAGCCUCCAGAUCCGCAUCCAGAGACCUGAGAUGAUACCAACCUUCUGAGCCACAGACACUUUCCUGGAGGCACCGGCCCGGGAUGGGAUGACCCGGGGAACGUCGCCUCAGCGCAAACCUUACCCCUUCAGAACAGCCAGGAGCUGUGAAGGCCUAGAGGGAGGAGCCCUGCUGACCAGAAGGCCCAGAAAGGGACCAAGGUCUGUCUGGGAUGUAAAAUAGUGACCACGUCGCUCGCUAGACAGUAAGCUCCUCGUAGGCGGGGAAUCACGUCUUUUCCCUCCAUUGGACUGGAAAAGUACAGUGCUGGGCACACAGGAGGUGUUUUAUAAAUACCACUGAUGGAUCGACUGUUCCUCUGUAGAU
Messenger RNA from Ornithorhynchus anatinus (platypus), 1519 nucleotides. RefSeq names its product mucin-3B-like. NCBI's taxonomy places the organism in Eukaryota, Metazoa, Chordata, Mammalia, Monotremata, Ornithorhynchidae. The record is from RefSeq and is a predicted model, not a curated record. The transcript has 9 exons. Gene Ontology annotation, biological process: nervous system development. Bases 302 to 1201 code for a protein of 299 amino acids.